This is a messenger RNA of Umbelopsis ramanniana AG, 1042 nucleotides long. RefSeq lists its product as uncharacterized. The coding region runs from base 41 to 811 and encodes 256 amino acids. Gene Ontology annotation, biological process: mitochondrial proton-transporting ATP synthase complex assembly. The record is from RefSeq and is a predicted model, not a curated record. Gene Ontology annotation, cellular component: mitochondrial membrane. The transcript has 4 exons. Lineage: Eukaryota; Fungi; Mucoromycota; Umbelopsidomycetes; Umbelopsidales; Umbelopsidaceae.
CUCCCAAGUGUUUUCCCUCUGCCUCGGCAACAAACUUGGCAUGUCACAGUUACGCCGUUCCGUUAACGUCAUCAACCCUCUUAUACGUACAGCCCUCGUUCCGGGCUGUCGAAGUAAUACCGUCAAGAAUGCCAUUGCAGGUUGUAAUCGACCACAAACACGAUCUUUCAUAGCGACCAGAAUCAACCUGCAACAAUCGCGCGAAAGUAACAAAGAAGAGCAAACGUUGAUAUACAGUGCUCCCAACGCACCAACUGUUAAACUCUUGAAAAUGUUUUCUGUAACUUCUCUCGGGGUCGCAUCAGUAUCAGCACCAGCAGUACUUUACUUUUGGGAAACGCCAGCCAUUCAAGCCGCCGAUAUCAAUGGAUACAUGUUCAUUGGAGCAUCAACGAUACAAUACAUCUUUUCCAUUUUUGCUUCUACAGCUUUGGUUGCCAGCGCAUGUUCAACUGGAGUACUACACAAGUUCCUUUCACCAUAUGUAAACAAUGUCAUUCUACAUCAAAAUCCAUCCAAAUCCAUCCAGUCAAUAUCACCAAAUACACAAAUCACUUUGGAGACAUUAGACCUUUUAGCGAGGAAAAAGCAGACCACACUUAAACUGCGUGAUUUAGUUCCCGCAAAAGGCUCUUGGUUGACUUGGAAUAUCAAAAAGGAUGUUGUGCAAAGACGAGAACAACUUGGCAAAGACGAAUUUCCUCAAACGCGAUUUUGGUUAGACCAACGUGGCGGGCUCGGAGACCUAGAGACGAUGUCAAAGAUUGUCAAGGUUGUCGACGAAGAAUUCAAGCGAGGGAGAACGCUCUAGAUAGACCAAAUUUCUUAUUUAUGUGUAUCUCUGUCCAUUUAAAGGAAGUAAUACAUUGCAAUAUAUUACAAGACCGUUCGAGAUAUGAUAAUGUGUUAUGGGUCAUUCUUUGCAUACCCUACAAAUAACUAUAAGAAUACCUCGAAUAAGCAUACUUUCUUGAAGCAAAUACUUCAUUGUACUGGAAGUCAAAUAAAAGUGUACUUUGGUCCUUGAAGAAUUGUCCAAACA